Molecule: messenger RNA, 918 nt
Organism: Naegleria lovaniensis
Lineage: Eukaryota; Heterolobosea; Eutetramitea; Acrasida; Naegleriidae
Exons: 1
Coding region: 1-918 (305 amino acids)
Biological process (GO): modification-dependent protein catabolic process; protein ubiquitination
Cellular component (GO): cytoplasm; nucleus
Molecular function (GO): protein tag activity; ubiquitin protein ligase binding
Source: RefSeq, a predicted model, not a curated record
AUGCAAAUUUUCGUUAAAACACUCACUGGUAAGACUAUUACUCUCGAGGUUGAAUCCAACGACACCAUCGAGAACGUGAAGAGCAAGAUUCAAGACAAGGAAGGUAUUCCUCCUGAUCAACAACGUUUGAUUUUCGCUGGUAAGCAAUUGGAAGAUGGUAGAACCUUGUCUGAUUACAACAUCCAAAAGGAAUCUACUCUUCACCUUGUCCUCAGACUCAGAGGUGGUAUGCAGAUCUUUGUCAAGACUUUGACUGGUAAGACCAUUACCUUGGAAGUUGAGUCCAAUGAUACCAUUGAAAACGUGAAGAGUAAGAUCCAAGAUAAGGAAGGAAUCCCUCCUGAUCAACAACGUUUGAUUUUCGCCGGAAAGCAAUUGGAGGAUGGUAGAACAUUAUCCGACUACAAUAUUCAAAAGGAGUCUACUUUGCACUUGGUUUUGAGAUUGAGAGGUGGUAUGCAAAUUUUCGUCAAGACUUUGACUGGAAAGACCAUCACUCUCGAGGUUGAAUCCAACGACACCAUCGAGAACGUGAAGAGCAAGAUUCAAGAUAAGGAAGGUAUUCCACCAGACCAACAACGAUUGAUUUUCGCUGGUAAGCAACUUGAGGACGGCAGAACCUUGUCUGAUUACAAUAUUCAAAAGGAGUCUACUCUUCACUUGGUUUUGAGAUUGAGAGGUGGUAUGCAAAUUUUCGUUAAAACCUUGACCGGAAAGACAAUUACUCUUGAAGUUGAGUCCAAUGAUACCAUUGAAAACGUUAAGAGUAAGAUCCAAGACAAGGAAGGAAUUCCACCAGAUCAACAAAGACUUAUCUUUGCUGGAAAGCAAUUGGAAGAUGGAAGAACCUUGUCUGAUUACAAUAUUCAAAAGGAGUCCACUCUUCACUUGGUCUUGAGAUUGAGAGGAGGUAACUAA